GGUGCGUACUUGACGGAACGGCGACAUCUAGAGGCUUGGAACAUCCGCGCAGGCUUCGUGUUUGCCCAGCAACGUAACCCAGUGCGAGUGACAGCGAUCCCAACUGCCGGCUGGUGAGAAUGAAGACCCAAAUCCACACGAUCAGCGUCCCGAGCGACGGAUCGUACGACAAUGAGGCGUUGAGCUGCUCCACGCUGGAUAUAUCGACGCACAAUGGAGAACCACACGGUGGUUUACGAGGAUCGAACGAAUUUAUCUUGUCAGAUAGUGGACAGAAAAUCAAUUCGGAUGAUGAUCAGGCAGGCCAGCUCCACCUGUGGCUUCAGAGGAAGGCGAAAAGUGCGUUCUCCGAGAAGAUGAUUAAAAAACGAUUGCCAAUUCUACGGUGGCUUCCGCAAUACAACUCCACGGACGCAAUCGGGGAUUUAGUGGCGGGAAUUACCGUCGGUCUCACGGUUAUACCACAAGCUCUUGCCUAUUCCGGUAUCGCUGGACUUCCCGCCGCGUACGGACUCUACGGGUCGUUCCUGGGCUGCAUCGUGUACAUUGUGUUCGGUAGCUGCAAAGAUGUCCCGAUGGGACCGACCGCCAUCGCGUCGCUGCUCACGUUCCAAACGGCGGGCGGCAGCGUCGGUAGAGCGAUACUGCUCUGCUUUCUGUCCGGCCUGGUCGAACUAAUGAUGGGCAUACUUGGGCUAGGGUUUUUGGUCGAUUUCGUGUCCGGUCCCGUCUCGUCGGGUUUUACGUCGGCCGUUUCGCUGAUCAUCGUUACCUCGCAGGUAAAGGACGUGCUCGGAAUUUCCGCCUCGGGCUCGACGUUCCUCGAGAUUUGGGGAAGCAUUUUCAAGGACAUUCACAAUGUGCAAGUGUGGGACACUUUCCUCGGAAUUACCUGCAUCGCGGUACUGCUGAUUAUGAGGAUUAUUGCUGGCCUCAAAGUUGGCCCGGCGGAUGAUGAGUUGAAAUCCAAAAACCAUCGCAUUAUUAACAAGAUAAUGUGGCUUGUUGGUACCUCGAGAAAUGCGAUCCUGGUAGUUGUUUGUGGCGCCAUCGGGUAUUCGUUCCAAGCGUCGGCCGCGGUUCCGUUCAAGCUGAUCGGAUACAUUCCACCCGGUAUGCCAUCGUUCAAGGCACCACCCUUUUCGCUGACCGCCAACGAAACACUCAGUGGCCGCGAGGAGUCGUUUUCGGAUAUGGUGUCUAGUUUAGGGUCGGGCUUAAUAGUGGUCCCAUUGAUAGCGCUAAUGGAAAACAUUGCUAUCUGCAAGGCUUUCUCCAAUGGAAAACCGGUGGACGCGACGCAGGAACUGAUUGCUAUCGGUCUCGCCAACAUUGCCAACUCCUUCGUGCAGGGCUUCCCAGGUACCGGCUCGCUGAGCCGGAGUGCUGUCAACAAUGCUUCCGGCGUGCGAACGCCAAUGGGAAACAUCUACACCAUGGCACUGGUGGUGCUAUCGUUGCUCUUCUUCACUCCAUACUUUUCGUACAUUCCGAGGGCGUCACUGGCGGCCGUAAUCAUUGCUGCGGUUGUGUUCAUGGUGGAGGUGAAAGUGGUGAAGCCGAUGUGGAGAAGUAAAAAAAGCGAUUUGAUACCCGGACUCGGGACGUUUAUUGCCUGCUUGGUACUUCCGCUGGAAGCGGGUAUUUUGUUCGGCGUGGGGCUUAAUGUGGUAUUCAUUCUUUAUCACGCUGCCCGACCAAAGAUUUCCGUUGAGCGGCUCACGAGCCCUGGAGGAACGGAAUAUUUGAUCAUUACGCCCGAUCGUUGUUUGAUCUUCCCGUCGGUCGACUAUGUCCGCAACCUGGUGACGAAACAAUCCAUCCGCCAGUCACUACCGGUAGUCAUCGACUGUUCGCACGUGUACGGGGCCGAUUUUACGGCAGCUACCGUAAUCGAUAGUAUAACGCAAGAUUUUGCGAAACGUGAUCAACCAUUGUUCUUCUACAAUCUCAAGCCGAGCGUUUGCGCAACUUUCGAAGGUUUAUCGCCGGCCGAUUUUGUCGUAUACUACCGCGAGGAACAUCUGGACGAUUUGCUGAAACAGCGUGCUUUUAAACCAAAGGAAGUGAUUAGUGCCUAAUGCCGUGUGUCAUGGUAUUGGGGAAAGCGCACGAAACGAUAUAUUGAGCAUCCCGACUUAUGAACAACUACAGCGAACAGUAUUAAUGAAAUCGAACGGAUACCAGAUCAGUGCCAGAACAAUGGACCUCGGUUGGGUAGUAUUAAUGCCAACAUUUCCUACUGUACAUUCCCUUGAGUAACGAACAUGGGGGGAUCCCAUUUAAUUUUGGAUGCAAAAAUAAUCGCUCUAUUCUGCGUCAGAUUAAAUAAGAAAAUAAAUUAUUGUCAAUAGCUGGUUCUAAGACCAUGCACAUAAAAGAAAAAAAAGUUGAUUGACAAACAAACUUAACAUAAAAGUUGCUGUAUAGUUAAAACAUGGUUGAUACUAAAUCGUUACCACCAUAAGGUUAUUAUUUAACAUUUACUCUUGUGCUUGCGAAAGAUGAAGCUUGAUCGAAUUAUUUAAGGACGCACAUGUUGUAGUUACGAUAAGCUCGGCGAUCGUCAGUCGGCGAAGAUAUUGCCAACCAUUUUAAAUGUACGCAUUGUAGGCAAUGCAAACUUAAGAUACUGAAUGGUAUACUUGUUAUAUUUUAUGAUAAGAUAAAU
Anopheles coustani is the source of this 2671-nucleotide messenger RNA. RefSeq names its product sodium-independent sulfate anion transporter (gene Esp). Gene Ontology annotation, molecular function: sulfate transmembrane transporter activity. Gene Ontology annotation, biological process: transmembrane transport. Gene Ontology annotation, cellular component: membrane. NCBI's taxonomy places the organism in Eukaryota, Metazoa, Arthropoda, Insecta, Diptera, Culicidae. The coding region runs from base 120 to 2081 and encodes 653 amino acids. The transcript has 9 exons. The record is from RefSeq and is a predicted model, not a curated record.